Molecule: messenger RNA, 1844 nt
Organism: Morone saxatilis (striped sea-bass)
Lineage: Eukaryota; Metazoa; Chordata; Actinopteri; Moronidae
Gene: six6a
Product: SIX homeobox 6a
Exons: 2
Coding region: 541-1278 (245 amino acids)
Biological process (GO): regulation of transcription by RNA polymerase II; eye development
Cellular component (GO): transcription regulator complex; nucleus
Molecular function (GO): RNA polymerase II cis-regulatory region sequence-specific DNA binding; DNA-binding transcription factor activity, RNA polymerase II-specific
Source: RefSeq, a predicted model, not a curated record
CAAAAAGGUCAAAAUGUUUAUAUUAUUUUUGAAAAGGGAGGUGCUGAGAUCUCCUUUACGCCUGAUUGGCCGAACUUGACAGUGAUUGACGUGCAUCCAUGGCAACCGGGCAGCCAAUCUGCCAAGUCCAAUAGGAAAUCAUCGGAGGGGGCUUGACUGUCUUUUUCUCCCCCCUUAAAAAAUACAUCUCGGCUCCAGCUUUAAUUCUUUCGUACUUUCAAUCCCAGCCUACCUUGAAAAAUACAUCGUGGCUCCGGCUUUAAUUUCCCUUGCACCUUCAGCCCUUUGCCCGCCGAAGUUUGCCAAGCCUGAGGAUGCGGUAGCCGGCCCCCACGCAGCAUCGUUCCUCCUCCGCGGCGUUUGGCGUUUGCGUUUUCCACGGCUGGUCAGACGAUUGGUUCGGUAACUUUGGGAUUGCCUUGUUUUUUGGGUGCCUUGGACUGCCUUGGCGCACGGGAACGAAGAAGCGGAGGAGUCGACGCGGAGGAGAGAGAGAGAGGAGAAAGGAGGGGGAGAGAGGGAAACACAGGAGAAGCCUCCAUGUUUCAGCUGCCCAUCUUGAAUUUCAGCCCCCAGCAGGUCGCCGGGGUCUGCGAGACUCUGGAGGAGAGCGGGGACGUCGAGCGCCUCGGCCGCUUCCUCUGGUCGCUGCCCGUCGCGCCAGCGGCCUGCGAGGUCCUCAACAAGAACGAGUCGGUGUUGAGGGCCCGGGCUGUCGUCGCCUUCCACACCGGCAAUUUCCGCGAACUUUACCACAUCCUGGAGAACCACAAGUUCACCAAAGAGUCGCACACAAAGCUGCAGGCGCUGUGGCUCGAAGCGCACUACCAGGAGGCUGAGAAGCUGCGGGGACGCCCGCUGGGGCCGGUGGACAAAUACAGGGUGCGGAAGAAGUUCCCCCUACCCAGAACCAUUUGGGAUGGAGAGCAGAAAACCCACUGCUUCAAGGAGAGAACCCGGCACUUGUUAAGAGAAUGGUAUUUGCAGGAUCCCUACCCGAAUCCCAGUAAAAAGAGGGAGCUUGCACAGGCUACAGGACUUACACCCACACAAGUAGGAAACUGGUUCAAAAAUCGCAGACAAAGAGACAGAGCGGCGGCUGCGAAGAACAGGCUCCAGCAGCAGGUUCUGUCCGGCGGCUCGGUUCGCUCUCUGGCGGACGAGGACGGCACCGUGGACCGCCUGGGGAACUCGUCCAGUCCGGAGGCCAGCCUGUCCAGCAAAGCAGCCGCCUCGGCCAUCUCCAUCACCUCCAGCGACAGUGAAUGUGACAUCUGACGGGCAGAUCGAGGGUGUUGAUGAAUUUAAAGGGGGAUACGACUGAAAGACAAUCUAAUAAAACAAGUCAUAGUGCCUGCGUUGAGUUAUAAAAACACACACACACACACAAACUGAUAUUUGACGGGUGCCAAAACAUGAGGGGAUCUGUGAUCUGCGGCGGACUGCCCGUCCUUAUCCUUUUUAGGCCUACUUUUUUUGUUUUGUUUGCGUUUUACCCACGUGUGGAUAACUGAACUUUAAUAUGGACGAAACAUAUUUGACGGACUAAUAAACCAACGCCCCGAGAUGAAAAGUAAAAUAAAAAAAAACAAGAAGAAGGAAAAAAAAAAAGGGAUGAAGGCAUCCGAGCGCCUAACCUGCUGUUCUCUGUGGGUAUUUCAUGUUGAAAAAGAACUGUGAUAUUUUUACUUUACUUUCAAAGUUUUAUAAAUAAUGUUUAUUUGCCUAUUUAAAAAAAAAAAAACGAUCUGCUCUGUCUCUUCGAAUUUCAUAUUCAUUUGCUUGGUGUUUUUAAUACUUACCUUGUACACAGGUGAACCUGUUGAGCAUGCGCGCUUUAGUGA